AUGGCGGAAGUAUCCAAGCUCCGUGCAGUCUUCACACUGUGCAAGAACUUGGUAUUGGCAGCACUGCUCUAUGCAGUUAUCUACGGUGUCAUCACUUUCAUAAAUGACCCUUCUGUCGCCGCGAAGGGAAAGAUUGGCAUCCCUGCCUUCCUGGACAAGGCUGGGCCCACCGAGUUGAUCGAGACGACCAAGGCGGGAGUCAAAGUCAAGUUUGCGGGCACCACCAAGACCGUUACUAUCAACCCUCACGCCAACGUCUUUAACCGUCCUAUUACUGCUGUCAAGAACAAGGACGACUACCUGGGUCCCAGGCCCCAUGUCGAUACUGAGGCCGACAUUGAUAUGCUGAUUGAAGAGUGCCGGGGCACCUAUGCUGGGAUCGAGAAGAUGAGGAAGCCGUUUGAUUGUCUGAAGUUCUUCGCAGAGGGCGAGGACCGCUACUACAGCCUCCCAGAGCCCGCCGACCGAGCCAGCGCCCAGGACCCCCGCAAGGCCGACUUCAUCGACGCAGACGGACAUGGCAAGACUCUCGAGAGCUAUACUCCUGUAAAGGACGCAAUUGCUGCCAAUGGAACCAACAUCGGCACUUGCCCAGGCCCUAUCAUCCCGUACCACACCUACUGGACCGGUCCUGCGACUUGGAGAGUCGAGGUCUUCAUCAAGAGUUACCUUUACACCCAGAACCUGGCUUGCUCUCGUCUCUGGCUAUGGCUCGACACUGACCACAAUCCGAACGCCGUGUACAACAUGCUGAACAAGGAUGCUUUGUUCGCUCGCUUCCUCCCUCUGGUCGAAAGAGGCGACAUCGUUGUCAUGCCCUGGAAGUUCCCCAGCCGCAUUCCGCUAGCCACCGACAAGGAAGACAAGAAUGGUUUCGACUACUACAGCAAGCCCGGAGCGGUGAACGCAAAGGGCGAGAAGGACGUAGCCGAGAACAUCAUCGAGGACAAGACUGGUCAGCAGUGGCUCGUUCUGACGCAGAAGCAAAUGACAUUCCUUCCGGUCGCCGUUUCCGAUGCUGUUCGCUUCAUCGUGCUGCACAUCUAUGGAGGCGCCUACUUCGACAUGGAUGUCCUGAUGCUCCGAGACAUGCGACCACUUCUCUUGCCAAAGGAACACGCCUGGGCAGAACGAUGGGCGGCACACCCUCACCCCGGCGACUACAACACCGCCAUAAUGUCACUAUCUGCAAACUCCUCCCUUUCAUCGUACUUGCUCUACGGCGGUAUCAGAAUGGGUGUCAACUUUCACCCCCGUGUACUUGGUCGCAUGGCCUGGAAGGACGGACGCGAUCAGGAGUUCAAGAUGUUCGAGACUGCUGCUUUUGACCCUAUCUGGACGGAGUUCAACUGGGACCGUGAGGGACGAUGCACAGUCCCCUGCAUCCGCGACUACAGCGCAGUCUUCAAGGGCAAGAUUGGCGGCGUCAAGGAUGAAUGGGAGAGCUACGAUGGGCCACAGCUCGAUCGCAUCGACCUCAAAGAUGCGCAACGCAAAGAGCUCAGGAUGUCCGCCAGCGACACAUUGACCAGGCGCGGGGAGGAGAAUGCGCCCGCUUCGGCCGCUCUACCAACGCCCAACCACGGCGACAAAGAGCACCCCGAUUCAUUCCAAGCCACGCUUGACGAGGAGGCUGAGCUCCGCAAGGCCGGCGUGAUUACUGAUUACGUUCUGGCCGAAGACAAGUUCCCACCCAACAACCGCACGUUGGAGAACUUCUUCCGGGGUGCCUGGACGUACCACAUCCACAACCAGUGGAUGAAACAUCCUGAACCUUCAUCAUGGAUCUCAGUCCUCGAACACGCUCAUGACGGGUUCAUCGCUGGUAAGCGCACGAAUCCUUACGGCGAGAAGUGGACUGGUCCUAGUCUUAUGCCAUACAACUAUUGGCCAGAGUAUGUGUGA
Molecule: messenger RNA, 1905 nt
Organism: Alternaria atra
Lineage: Eukaryota; Fungi; Ascomycota; Dothideomycetes; Pleosporales; Pleosporaceae
Exons: 2
Coding region: 1-1905 (634 amino acids)
Source: RefSeq, a predicted model, not a curated record